GAAGUGGAGGGAGAGGGCGGCGGCGGCCGAAAAGCGUGGUUGUUGUUUUCAGGUUAAGUUGUUCCUAGUUUAAUCUGUUUCUGGAAGGGAAAUGAGUGGUGGCAACCCUUCAGCGUUGACCUACAGGGUGCUGGGAUGCUGCUCCACGUCCAAAGCCCGAGUGGGGGUCAUGAAGCUGCCCCAUCACGACGUCGACACGCCGGUGUUCAUGCCCGUGGGCACCAAGGGAACGAUUAAAGGGAUCCUUCCUCAACAGUUGGAGGAGCUAAACUGUCAGAUAAUUCUUGGCAACACUUAUCAUUUGGGUACAAAACCUGGUAUCGACACUUUGAAGAAAGCUGGCGGUCUACACAAAUUUAUGAACUGGCCUCGUGCUCUUCUUACUGAUUCUGGAGGAUUUCAAAUGGUCUCACUUCUGGAGUUAGCCGAGAUUACGGAGGAAGGAGUAAAGUUUAAAUCACCAUAUGAUGGAUCUGAAUGCAUGCUCACCCCAGAACAUUCAACUGAAAUCCAGAAUGCUAUCGGAGCUGACAUUAUGAUGCAACUGGAUGACGUUGUCCACUCAACCACGACAGGACCCAGAGUAGAGGAAGCCAUGGAAAGAACAACAAGGUGGCUAGAUCGUUGUCUGGAGGCUCACUCGCGGGAUCAUGACCAAACUAUAUUUCCUAUUGUUCAAGGUGGGCUUAAUCCAACACUUCGUGAGCAAAGUGCCCAUAAGCAAAUUCAGCGUGAUACUAGGGGUUUUGCCAUCGGAGGCCUAAGUGGAGGAGAAAGUAAAGAUGACUUUUGGAGAAUGGUUCAUUUAUCUACUGAUAUUCUUCCCAAGAACAAACCACGCUAUUGUAUGGGCGUGGGUUUUGCAGAAGACUUAGUUGUGUGCUGUGCCUUAGGAGUGGAUAUGUAUGACUGUGUUUUUCCAACACGAACAGCACGCUUUGGAUGUGCACUCGUUGAUGAAGGACAACUCAACCUAAAAUUAGUCACUUAUAAAAAUGAUUUUAGGCCAAUUGACUCAGAGUGCAACUGUUCGACUUGCAAACGGUAUACUCGUGCAUAUCUGCAUUCAAUUGUAACAUCAGAAACAGUGGCUUGCCAUCUUGUCUCAGUCCAUAACAUAGCAUAUCAGAUGCGUUUAAUGCUAAGAAUACGCACUAGCAUCAUGGAGGAUAAAUACCCCAGUUUUGUGAAAAGUUUUAUGAAGACCAGAUACAAUGAUGGCUGUUACCCCUCCUGGGUUGUGGAUGCCCUCAAUGCAGUUGGCAUAGCCCUUGAUUAAGUACUUUAAUAAUAAUGUUCCUAUCAGGUGGAAGAAAGUGGUGCUCAUCAUUCUUUUUAUGUAUAUAUAUAUAUAUUUUUUUUUUAAUUUUAAGUUUUUACCAAAAACAGUCACAUUGCAAAACAAACAUCACUUAACAUGAAUAAACUUAUACAGUAACGAAA
This is a messenger RNA of Thrips palmi, 1443 nucleotides long. RefSeq names its product queuine tRNA-ribosyltransferase catalytic subunit (gene Tgt). Lineage: Eukaryota; Metazoa; Arthropoda; Insecta; Thysanoptera; Thripidae. The transcript is spliced from 7 exons. The coding region runs from base 92 to 1279 and encodes 395 amino acids. Gene Ontology annotation, molecular function: tRNA-guanosine(34) queuine transglycosylase activity. Gene Ontology annotation, cellular component: cytosol. The record is from RefSeq and is a predicted model, not a curated record.